CCCGGAUGCUGAUGCUGCUCGUGUCGGAUGAGGGGAAGGAAGAGGAGACAGAAAAGAGCGAUUUACGGGAAGAAAGAGAUAUUAAGGGAGGAGGCCUUCGCUCCCAAGGACCUUAGUAUUUUUAGAAGAUCGCCAAGAAACUGUAUGUUUUUUAAAGGAAAUCGCUGAAUGAAUGAAACUGGGACCGGCAAACGAGGAGGAACAGAGAGAGGGAAGAUGCUGUGAUAUGCGCCCUGGUAGAGAAGGGAGGGGGAUAGUGAGCAAGCGAGAGAGGGAGGGGGAGAGUACUACGCCGAAGAUGCUUGUUUUACUAGAAAUGCGUUUUUCCGCUUCAAAACCAACAAAGCUGGGCCUAGUUAAAGAACUGCAUUGCUUUGCAUCGGAUAGCAACCUCCCAGCAGUAAAAUAUUGACAUAUAUUGAUAGCCGUGCUUUAACAUGCCAGACUAGAGGGGAUGCGGACAGUGUAGUUGUUUUGUUGAUUAAAAUGAAGAAAAUUCCAGAUCUCUGACUGUUAUAUAACCCGGUGUGCUUCGAUUGCAUGGUAUCAAAUAUUUACCUGUAAAUAUGUUGGAUUAGACGUUAAUUAAGCUAUGGAAAGCGAUAUUCAGUGAGAUAAAGAGCAGGGCAGAGAAAAUAGGUGGCGAGAAGGGAGAGGGCUGGAAGGCUGAUAAAUGCGAUGUGCAAGUGCGGACGGGCACGCAGGCAUAAGAUUAAUAAUUGCGAGCAGAAAAUUAAUAAUCCGCGAUUGCUAUAUAGCCUAUAUAAAUUUAGGCACAAUUGUUACUAACGCCAUCACUGUCUCUUAUAUAGACAUUUUAAUUCUCUUAAGUUUACGUUGAAACCUCUACCCUUCACGUCGCUUGCUUCUAUAUCAUUCCUGUUCCCAUAACCCCUCGUUACUCCAUAAUUACCAAAACAACAAUGUACUCAUAUUUUGCUACAACCGAAGCAUACCCUCUCUCCUAACUGCACAGUAUAGGCGGUAACGGUUUUUUUCGGGAUGACUGCAAUAUUAAAUAAGAGAAAGUGAGGAGUAGGCCACGGGACACUGUUACAAGCUCCCCCGUCCCUCACUGUACAUUUUCAUUUGUAAUGCCUUUGCACAAGCAGGCGAGGGCCUUUUACACAUCAGUCUUAAAAACCUUUUAAUCACGAUUUUUAAAAAAUUGUCAUUAUUUACUGUGAAACGUAGACGAACAGCAUGUCCAGUAAAGACCAGUCUGGGAGUCACUCGGCUCAGUAUGUCGGGCCUUACCGACUGGAGAAAACGCUGGGGAAAGGACAGACAGGUUUGGUGAAGCUGGGAGUUCACUGUAUUACCGGACAAAAGGUUGCAAUAAAAAUAGUGAACAGAGAGAAGUUAUCGGAGUCAGUGCUGAUGAAGGUGGAGAGAGAGAUCGCUAUUCUGAAACUGAUAGAACAUCCGCAUGUGCUGAAGCUGCAUGACGUAUACGAGAAUAACAAAUAUCUGUACUUGGUGCUGGAGCACGUGUCGGGCGGUGAGCUGUUUGACUAUCUGGUGAAGAAGGGCAGACUGACGCCUAAGGAGGCCCGCAAGUUCUUCAGGCAGAUCAUUUCAGCUCUGGACUUUUGUCACAGUCACUCCAUCUGCCACAGAGACCUGAAGCCCGAGAACCUGCUGCUGGAUGAGAAGAACAACAUCCGGAUUGCUGACUUCGGUAUGGCCUCCCUGCAGGUGGGAGACAGCCUGCUGGAGACGAGCUGUGGAUCCCCACAUUAUGCCUGUCCAGAAGUUAUCCGAGGCGAGAAGUACGAUGGCAGGCGGGCGGACGUCUGGAGCUGUGGCGUCAUCCUGUUCGCACUCCUCGUGGGCGCCUUGCCCUUCGACCACGACAACCUACGGCAGCUGCUGGAGAAAGUGAAGAGCGGGGUCUUCCACAUGCCCCACUUCAUCCCUCCUGACUGCCAGUCCCUGCUCAGGGGGAUGAUCGAGGUCAACCCAGAGAAGAGGCUCACGCUAGAAGCAAUACAAAAACACGCCUGGUAUCUGGGGGGUCGGAACGAACCCUGCCCGGAGCAGCCUCCCCCCAGGCGGGUCUGUGUGCACCGCAUCCUGUCCCUCACCGAGCUGGACCCUGAUGUGCUGGACAGCAUGCACUCGCUGGGAUGCUUCAGGGACCGAGUGAAGCUCGCACGAGACCUGCAGUGUGAGGAAGAAAAUCAGGAGAAGAUGAUCUAUUACCUCCUCCUUGACCGAAAAGAGCGGUAUCCUAGUUGUGAGGAUGAAGACCUGCCACCCAGGAAUGACAUUGACCCGCCCAGGAAGCGAGUGGACUCCCCGAUGCUGACCAGGCACGGCCGCUCCCGACCUGAGAGGAAGAGUCUGGAGGUGCUAAGCGUAACGGAGCAGGGCUCCCCGACCCCACCACGCCGAGCGCUGGACACGGCAGCGCACAGCCAGAGGUCCCGGUCGGUCAGCGGAGCCUCUACGGGACUGUCCUCAAGUCCCCUGAGCAGUCCCAGGAGCCCAGUCUUCACUUUCAACCAAUCAGAAGUCACUUCCGCCAACACCAUCCAAUCAAAGGAGCCAAAAGCCGGAAGCUCCCCAGCAGCUCGCUCAUCACAGCGAACUCCUGAUCAAAAAACCCAAACUCUGCCAUCCAAAGCCUCCUCGGAUCGCCCCCACCUCCAGUCCAUGAAAUCCCUCCAGCUCCACACGCCUCCAUCGCCUUCUCCAUCUCCUUCUCCUCUCCUUUCCCCACGCUUUUUCUUUUUCCCUGCUCCUUCUGUUCUUAAGUCUGUCACCAAGAGCAUCUAUCCUAACUCUCCCCAUCCUAACACUCUGCCGCAGGUCACCCCCCAGGGCUCUCCACUCCCCACCCCACUUGGUACCCCCGUCCACCACCCCCAGCACCCCUCUCCUACCCCUCCCUCUUCUUCUUCUUCCUCUUCUUCUUCACGGGCGGAGGGUGGAGGGGUGGGAGUCGGCUCCCUCUCCCUGACCCCACCAUCCAGUCCUGGAGGUGGCGGCGGCAUGGCGGCCAGUAGCUCCGCCCACUGGAGGACCCGCCUCAACUCCUUUAAAAACAACCUGCUGGGGUCGCCUCGCUUCCACCGGCGCAAGCUGCAAGUUCCCACGUCAGAAGACAUGUCCAGCCUAACCCCUGAGUCCAGCCCUGAACUUGCGAAGAAGUCCUGGUUUGGAAACUUCAUCAGCCUAGAGAAGGAAGAGCAAAUCUUCGUGGUGAUCAGAGACAAACCCCUCAGCUCCAUCAAAGCCGAUAUUGUUCAUGCCUUUCUUUCGAUUCCCUCCCUCAGUCACAGCGUCGUCUCCCAGACAAGCUUCAGGGCAGAGUACAAAUCCUCAGGCGGGCCGUCCGUCUUCCAAAAGCCCGUCAAGUUCCAGGUGGACAUCGCGUUCUCUGAGGCGGAAAGGGAGCGGGAGCGAACAGAACGGGAGGGCCGCAGGGAGACCGGCAUCUACAGCGUGACCUUCACCCUCAUAUCGGGUCCCAGCCGCAGGUUCAAGCGGGUGGUGGAGUCCAUCCAGGCCCAGCUGCUCAGCACCCAUGAUCAGCCGUCAGUGCAGGCCCUAGCCGAUGAGAAGAACGGGCAGAUGUCCUCACGGCCCCCGGGCACCCCGACACGCCAGAACUCUCGCCGUUCAGAGGGAGGCGGAGAUAGGGGCGAAUGGGUUGACAGAGGAGAAGGAGGAGGCGUGGGAGGGAGUGGCGGCGCCUUACAGCGGAGGGGGUCUGGGAAGGAGAAGACCCGGCUGCUGUCCUCCAAUGGAACGCAGUCGCAGCCCUGAGAGGAACCUGCAAUACCAACUUCAGACAGUAGAUGGCCUGGUGUUCACCCCUAGAGAGAAGAAGGUCUCCACAAAAAUUACUCAUCAAAAUAGUAAAUCUCUUAGUAAAUCUCAGAGAAUGUGAAACUUUCCCAAAGAAAAAAGCUUUUAAUAUAAUGCAAUAUGAAGGUGUUCUUGUCAUAGUAAACAAGAGAUUGUAUAAAUUAUAAAGGAAACCAAAAAUGGAAACAAGAUAAGAAUCAAGUGAAAAUGCUCACUAUUCUACAUUCCUACACGAAGAAUUACUACUUAUGUAAAGUUGUGCAGAUUUUUGGUGCAGCAACAACAAUGCGGGAAGAUUUCAAAACUGAAAAUUUGCUCAGUGCACCCUGGAUAUGAGAGAGGGAGACCCUUCCUUAAGAGCUUGAUGAAUGCUGCAGUGCUGCAGGUAGCGAUCAGCAAGGGGGGCUAUUCUACUAAACUGACCCUGCAUAUAUUUAAGGUAUAAAUAUUUCCCCUGUCUCCACAAACUAUACUCUGGAGCAAAUGAUAAGGACACGGGCCAAAUUUUAAGCAAACUGGAAAUCCCCAGCUGAAGAAAUGUUAAGUAAAACUGACAAAAUGAAGAUGAAAACUGGCUCACACCUCACCUGGAUCAUUUUCUUGCUUCAGAAGCCGUUUUAACAUCCAGGGAAUUUUUUUUCUCAGAGAUUUAACCAAUGUAGCAAAUAUGCAUCUCAUUUAAAGGCACAAGUAUAUAUUUAAGCAGUUGCAUCAUCUCAUCUGAUGAUUUUAGUCUUAAGUUUUGUUUCCAAGGGAUUAAAUAGUAAACAAACCAGGCACAAGCCAUCAUAGAGCAGCAUAAGUGAAUGAGAAAAACCUUCACAUAAUUGGAGCAAAUGAAUCCUCAUCUUGCAGUUUCCUUUUUUCUAUAAAGUCGGAUAAGAGGCUUUUCCUUUUUUCCAGCUGAGGCGUCUAUCCAAAGUAAAUGGAUGGUAGAGCUGGUCUCACUUACACUUUAUGAAUUCAGGGAUAUGGAAAAUACCUUCGGCCAAGAGCAUUCCGACGAAAUCUGACAAGUAAAAUGUCAGCCUAUUAUGCAAUUAAGUGAAUUAAGGAGUGUUAUCUGAAUGUGGUUUCCCAAAAUGCUCAAAUUCAGUGCACCAACUAAAAUGACUCUUGUUUCUAUAAUCGAUGAAGGCACUGGGGGGGGAAAAAUUCUGACCUGGCUUUGCAGAAGAGGAAGGAGGCAAUUGCCAAGCCAAGGCUGUUUUAAAUAAACCCUCAGACCUCUGUGGAAAAAUGUUGGGCAAGAGAAUAAAAUAAAAUAAUAAAAAAACACUUAAAAAUUGAAGAGACUCUCAGCCAGUACAGACAGACCUCUGGAGCUUGUAUGUUCAAUAUCAGAAAAUAAAUAAAACCAAGAGACAGUGACUCUGUAACUGAGGAAAAAACAAUGCUUGGGAAAAAAUAAAAGAACUGUGUGAUAAACAUGCAAAAAUGAGAAAUGAACGUCUUUUCAAAGCUUGUUUUGCAACUUUAAUAUUUUGUUUUUGCUGAAUGAAGGACCGAAAAAUGAACCUGGUGAAUGUCAAGAGAACUAUUUAUUGUAUUUAUUUAUGCUUAUUUAAGCUUAUUUAUUUAUUUUAAAGAAGAGGAUGAAGAAAUCAGCAGAACAGUGAAAAAACGACAGACCAAUGAAUGAAACUGAAGAAAUAACAAUGAAAUCCUAUCUAAACAAAUGAUCAAUAAAAAUGAUUGUUGAAAUGGCAGUUACAGUAGGUCCAUUAUUAGAUAAGAAUCUUUUUUUAAAGCGUAAGUUUUUUUGUAUGUUUUUUCUUAAUUUAAAAAAGACAUUUACAAGAAAUGGUUAAAAAAGUGAUCUAGAUGUUCGCUUGUACAUUUUAGAAAAAAAAACAGAAAUUAAUACAAAAACCUUGAGGAAAAAUACAAAUACCAAGAAGAAACAGAAUGACUGUGCUGUUCCUGUUUAUUUCCAGCCAUAGAUGUGACGCUGAUUAUCUCAAAGACUCCAGGACUAAGGAUUUGAUUAACUGAAUGAUUCUCUGUGAACAUCUCCCACGUAAAAUGCAGUAUUCACAGUCUGAAUUAAUGUAAUAGAUACCAAGUCAACAAUAAUACUCUUCUCAGAAACUGGACUGAAAACUGGACAUGCAUUUUCCAGACGAAUUAAGUAAUUACCCUCCCUUAAUUCUGAACCAUGACAAAUAUGUUAAUGCCCAUGCUUUUCCAACACCCCAACUGCAAGAACAUAAAAGACAAUGACGUUCUUGUGCACAGAAGACUAAGUCAAAGACGAGGCAUCAUUCUAGUUACUCUUCUGUCUCUUUACACUAUUUUACUGAUUAGCACAGGGCUUCCAUGCUGAAUGAAUUAUUCUGUAUCCAGCAGUUACAAGCUAUACAACAACAGAUGUACUUUGUUUGAACUUCACUGGUGAUUACGAGGUCAUCCUGCUACCCUGUUCGCCAGAAAACUCAGUUUCUGUAAUCACCGUGCUAUGCGGCAGGCUAUACCACAGAAUAUUUUUAUAGUCAAUCACAGGCAAUGGUUUAUUGCAUGCGUCUGAGUUUAUUAAAGUAAACGAAAUGACACGUAGACACAGCUACCUUUGGUUACAAUUGCCCCAUCUAUGUGUUCUGUACUUGUCUUGGGAAUAAUUGGUUGUUAAAAAAAGUAAGAAGUAUUUUCUAAAAAUAACAUUGUCAAGAGAUAUGUACGUGCCCCAUACCUGAUCCUUCACGUGAACUCAUUUAUAAUUUUUCUUUCUGCAAACCCAGCUGAAUGUCAAGGCCUAUGCUUGUAUGUGAGCUCUUGUGCGACUCCUGUAUUUGCUUUAGCUACAGGUGCCGGCUGCUGGUUUCACUGGCCAUCUUUCUGUGUAAGAACGUAAGUAUACAUGUCCGCUUGAGAGCUGAAAGAUGCCAGAGGAAUGAUGACCACGUUAAAAGACAGAUAGAUGAACUAGAGUGAUAAACUUCAAUACAUUUACUUUUAUAUAGAAUACAGUUAAAGAAAACCCGGUGUACCCCAGCUAUGCUGUCUGGGAUAGGCUCCAGCCUACCACUAUCCCCUACCCCCACACUUAACACUAACCAAGAUAGGAUAUAAAGCCCGAUGGAUGGAAAACUGCUUUACUAUUUACAAACACCACCUGGUGUAUUUCAAUUAAGACAUGGCUCUUCAGAUAAUGCCCUCCCCUUCCUUCAUUUUCCUGCUUCCCCACCAGUAGGUCUCUGUCCAGCUUGAUCCCCUGUCCUGCUGUGCUGAGUAUAUAUAAAUACAAAUCCACAGCCCUGUUCCCCUGGCAUUGUAGACAUGAUGCACAGCCCACUCGUACCCCCCCCCCCCAUCCUCCUUUUGUUAUAAACAGUAAAUGUAAACUCAUCUGUCUCCUGCUUCACUUCAUGAUUAUACUCAUCAUUAUAAUUGAUUAUUCCAGUUAAAAUUGUAAAGCGUAUUCUUUCCCCAUGCACAGUACAGGAUGUUUUUCCUAUUAAAAUCUGAAAAACAAAAAAGCAAAACAAUACUAAAAAGAAAUGUCUGUAUUAUACUAUAAAGAUGAAAGUGCACUAUUAUUACUAUUAUUGCCUGUGAUUAAAAAUGAACAAUAAUGACAUUGAUUAUAGUCAUAAAUAAAACAAAUAUCACCUUAUUAUGAUUAUUAUAAUAAACUUUUAAAAAGUGUG
Molecule: messenger RNA, 7463 nt
Organism: Paramormyrops kingsleyae
Lineage: Eukaryota; Metazoa; Chordata; Actinopteri; Osteoglossiformes; Mormyridae
Source: RefSeq, a predicted model, not a curated record